UUUAGCUCUCUUCCACCUAUCUCCUGCAGAGAAAUGGAGAAUAUUUGGCCACAUCUCUUCUUCUUCUUCUUCAUCUCCUUCCCUCAUCAACUCUUACAGUUGGAGGCUUCCUCGGUUUACACUCGACCACCCCCUCGGAGAAUUUUAUCCACACCACACAAAGGUUCAAACUCCGACCCACAACAGGUUCAUAUAUCGCUAGUAGGAAGUGAUCAUGUGAGAGUUUCAUGGAUUACAGAUGAUAAGAAGGCUCCUUCAUUAGUUGAAUAUGGUAAACUACCAGGAAAAUAUGAGGCAUCAGCAACCGGGGAAAAUGAAUCCUAUAAUUACUUCUUCUACUGGUCAGGCGAGAUCCAUCAUGUGAAGAUUGGACCUUUGGAUCACAGCACCACCUAUUACUACCGUUGUGGUGGAAGAGGCCAGGAGUUCAGCUUCAAGACACCCCCAUCUACCUUCCCUCUUGAAUUCGUCAUUGUAGGGGAUCUAGGACAGACGGAAUGGACGGCAUCAACGCUAUCACACGUGAACGAAUCAGACUAUGACGUGUUCUUACUCCCAGGAGAUCUAUCCUACGCAGACACCCAACAACCCCUCUGGGACUCUUUCGGCCGCUUGGUCCAACCAUAUGCGAGCCAACGGCCAUGGAUGGUAACGGAAGGGAACCACGAGAUCGAGACAUUUUUCAUCUUCGAGAACAAGCCCUUCAAAUCAUACAAUGCCAGGUGGCGCAUGCCCUUCGAGGAGAGUGGGUCCACCUCUAAUCUCUACUACUCCUUCGACGUCGCCGGAGUUCACAUCAUCAUGUUGGGUUCUUACACGGAAUUCGAGGCUGGUUCGGACCAGUACAAGUGGCUCGAAGCUGACUUGGCAAAGGUCGACCGGUGGAGAACACCAUGGCUCGUCGUUCUACUUCAUGCCCCAUGGUAUAACACUAACACUGCCCAUCAAGGAGAGGGAGAGAGCAUGAGGAAUGCCAUGGAAGCUUUACUGUACCAGGCUCGAGUCGACGUUGUUUUCGCCGGACAUGUACACGCCUAUGAACGAUUUGCGAGGGUGUACAAAAACACGGCCAAGCAAUGCGGUCCCAUGCACGUGACCAUAGGAGAUGGGGGAAACAGGGAAGGACUCGCUUUAGACUUUAAGGAGCCUCCUUCUCCUCUGUCACUGUUCCGAGAGGCAAGCUUCGGACAUGGCCGGUUCAGGGUUUUCAACCAAACUCAUGCACAUUGGUCAUGGCACCGCAACAAUGAUUCCGAAUCAACGGUUGCUGAUGGGGUAUGGCUUCAAAAUCUCAGCGUGUCUAGUGUUUGUAUGGAGCAUUCUUGUACCAAAGAUGAACUUUGAAGCUAAUGUGAUCAAUUUGGAAUCAUGAACAACUUUUGGAUCCACUUAUAGUUAUUUUUCUCUCCGUAUCUUGGAGGUAGAUAUCCAAUAUAUAUAUUGAUAUACAUAAUUCUUAACUAAAAUGUGAAUGUAUAAUAUAAGUGUGAGUAUUCAUAUAAUGUGUAUGAGUUG
Messenger RNA from Macadamia integrifolia, 1515 nucleotides. RefSeq names its product purple acid phosphatase 22-like. NCBI's taxonomy places the organism in Eukaryota, Viridiplantae, Streptophyta, Magnoliopsida, Proteales, Proteaceae. The record is from RefSeq and is a predicted model, not a curated record. Gene Ontology annotation, molecular function: acid phosphatase activity; metal ion binding. The transcript has 5 exons. The coding region runs from base 34 to 1344 and encodes 436 amino acids.